UCGUGAAUUACACAUCACUAAGAAACAUCUUGUUGCCUUGACACGCUAUAUAGAAUGCUUUUUGCUGGCUAUCAGGCUAACACUGAAGGAUUUAUUGUUUAAGGCAGUUAGUUAAACGUAAGGACUUCGGAUUUUGCCACCAUGUUGGUGCCUAUAUUCACCCUCAAGCUGAACCAUAAAAUCAACCCUCGCAUGGUUACAAUAGGCAAGUUUGAUGGAAUUCACCCAUGCCUUACAGCAGCCACACAGGCAGGGAAGGUGUUCAUCCAUAACCCUCAUAUGCGUGGCCAACGACAGGCAGCCCACCGUCUAAGCCAAAGUGCCCAGGACUCUGACAUCUCUCUGCUCAACAUCAACCAGGCUGUGAGCUGCCUGACAGCUGGUACUCUAGGACCAAACACCACUGGAGACACACUCCUUGUGGGUACACAGACAAACCUGCUGGCCUAUGAUGUGCAUGACAAUGCUGACAUCUUCUAUAGAGAGGUGACAGAUGGGGCAAAUGCCAUUGUUUUAGGGAAAUUGGGGAACAUUGAGUCCCCCCUUGCCAUCAUUGGAGGAAACUGCGCCUUACAAGGAUUUGACUUUGAGGGGAACGACCAGUUUUGGACAGUCACUGGUGAUAAUGUCCGAUCAUUGGUGCUCUGUGAUUUUACCGGUGAUGGGAAAAAUGAGCUUCUUGUGGGAUCAGAGGACUUUGACAUUAGGGUAUUCAAAGAAGAUGAACUUGUGUCCGAGAUGGCUGAAAAUGAGACAGUUACCUCCCUUUGUCAUAUGCAUGGCAGUAGGUUUGGUUAUGCACUGGCGAAUGGCACUGUUGGAGUGUAUGACCGCACUGCCCGCUACUGGAGAAUCAAGUCUAAAAACCAUGCAAUGAGCAUCCACGCAUUUGACCUGAACGCUGACGGUGUGGUAGAACUCAUCACUGGUUGGUCCAAUGGAAAGAUUGAUGCACGCAGUGAUCGGACAGGUGAGGUCAUCUUCAAAGACAACUUCUCAUCCUCUGUGGCUGGAGUAGUGGAGGGGGACUAUCGCAUGGAUGGACAGAUCCAGCUCAUCUGUACUUCUGUGGAUGGAGAAGUUCGUGGCUACCUACCUGCCAGUAAGGAGAUGAAGGGAAACCUGAUGGACUCCAGUGUAGAGCAGGAUCUCAUCCGAGAGCUAAGCCAGCGAAGGCAGAAUCUGCUACUGGAGCUACGCAACUAUGAAGAGAAUGCCAAGCAGGCUGUCCCAGGUAUCUCAGAUGGGGAUACCCAGAUGGGAGUAAUACCAGCCAAUACCCAGCUCCAGACUGCCCUCUCUGUCAGGGCUGCCACAGAGUCUCAGAAAGCCCACAUAGAGCUCAGCAUCUCCACCCCUAACGAGACCAUCAUUCGAGCUGUGCUGAUUUUUGCUGAGGGGAUCUUUGAGGGUGAAAGUCAUGUGGUCCACCCAAGUAGCCAGAAUCUGUCUGGCUGUGUCCGUGUUCCCAUCAUUCCUCCUAAAGAUAUUCCAGUGGACCUACAUGUCAAAGCUUUUGUUGGUGGGAAGAGCAGCACACAAUUCCAUGUCUUUGAGAUCACGCGUCAGCUGCCUCGGUUCUCCAUGUAUGACCUCCAUGUUGAUCCUGAGUCUCCCCAACCUACCGGGAAAGUGACCUUUACGAUCAAUGACAGGCCACAGAGAGUGGUCAUGUGGCUAAACCAGAACUUCCUUCUGCCGGAGGGCAUUGAUACGCCAGACGUGACGUUCACCUCUUUGCGUGACGGGGGACUACUUAACAUAAGCAUGCUGAGCACCAGUGGAGAGAUCACCCUAAAUACAGAUGACAUAGACCUGGCAGGGGACCUAGUCCAAUCGCUGGCCUCUUUCCUGGCCAUAGAGGACCUGCAGGCGGAGGCAGACUUCCCCACGUACUUCGGGGAGCUGCGAACCACCCUGACCGAGGUGGAUGAAUAUCACUCCGUUCACCAAAAGCUGACGGCGGCCAUCGCUGAUCAUUCCAAUCACAUCCGUAACAUGCUGGUACAGGCAGAGGAUGCACGGCUAAUGGGCGACAUGAAGAACAUGAAGAAGCGCUACAUUGAGCUCUACGAUCUGAACAGAGACCUGAUCAAUGAGUACAAGAUCCGGUCCAACAAUCACAACGCUCUCCUUGCCUGCCUUAAGUCUGUCAACCAGGCCAUUCAGUGGGCAGGGAGACUGAGAGUGGGGAAACCAAAGAAUCAGGUUAUCACAGCCUGCCGUGACGCUAUAAAAAACAACAAUGUCAACGCCCUGUUUAAGAUCAUGAGAGCAGGUACGGCUUCUUCCUGAUGGGACCUGCUGUGAUUACCAAGGAAUGGGAAUCCCAGAAACACAAGGCCAGGAAAGGCAGGAGCCAAUACAGGAAAAACUAAUAUUGAUGGGGGGGAGCAAAUAGUUAUAUCAAAUUUGAAAGAUCAUGUGUGGCAUGUAUGUAUAAUACACUUUCUGCACAGAAUGUAUAAUAUAGCAAUGUUUUAUAUAGCAAUAAAAAGAAAAAUGCAGCGUUUAAAAUAAGACUGGAGACGCUCAUAUAUAUAUAUAUCCACAAUUUGGAAUAAUUUUCAAGAAUCGUACAUCAGUGUGAGCCAUAAGUGUGAGGGAGCAGGCUAGGCACCUGGCUUGGAGAUGGUGUGGUUUCCCCAUCUGCUUAUAUUGGGUAUGUACCCUCUAGACCAGUUGGUCAGUAAGAUGUUAGCAGGAGGUUAUAGAGAGAGCACCUGUGUGUCUCGCAACUGCUCUGGUCUGCAACACCUGUGUUGAGGCCAGAGAAAUAUGAUACCUUGUGUAGUCUUGACUCUUAAAACAAUAUUCAAUGGCAUUCAGCUGAUGUCCUUUCAUCCCCAAUCAGGGGAGGUGGCACAGGCUUGUAGAACUCAUCAGCACAUUUUCAGAAUGAUCUGGAACAUUCUCACAGACUAAUCUACUACAUUCAAUUGUCUGGCAUUUUAGUGAAUGGCCUACUUCAGCAGUCUUGGGCUUGUUUUCAUCAACCAGUCUAGAUCCAAGAGUUGGAUCUCAGACAAUCUGAGAAAUAAAAUAAUAGCAGUGUAUAUGAAGCCACAUCAAAACAUUUACAUUCAAAAAAUGGCUGUAGAAUGUAUAUAUUUACCAAGCUUUGUAGGUCUCCUUUGUUGGGUGUGGUGUUUGCAGCAGUGGGCUCAGGCUCUGACAGUUGGUGUUGUGGUGGUGACAGUUGGCAUUGUGGGGGUGUGGCUUGGUGCUGGUCAUCACUGCAAGAUGUACCAAAUAUUUACCCUGUGGAAGGUAGGAAAAAUGAGGUCACUCCGCUCAUGUCUGGAGGGAGGAUGCCUCUGUGAGAGUCUCUUCCAUCUGCAGUGAUGCUGGUCAUACGGAGGGUCCUCCCUUUCUCCUAAAUGGCUUUGGAUCUCCAGUUCCUUAACCAAGGAAUAAGGCUUGAUGCUCAGGGCAUCCCCUUAAUCUGCACAGCAAUGCUGACUGGUGAUUGAAGGAUAUAUGACCAGAGAGGAUCCCUGAUAAUUGGCGGAUGUCCUUUGCAGUGAUCCUGCUUGCCUAAUUCUGAUGUUACCUCUGCAUCUGAUCAAAUUGCCCCUGCCUGUGUUUAAUUGAUGUCAGUCUUAGAGGACAUCAGGAGUUUUAUCAAAGUGGGAUACAUAGACAGGCUUCAUACACUUCAUACAGGAUCAUUUGUCAACUAUCACUCAUUUUAUCUAGAUAUGAGUUACUUAGAAAACCAUCACUUAUUUAUUGUAGAUAUGAGUUCCUCAGAAAACGACCCUCUGGAUGUUAGGGGCUCACGGUCCGUAUUGACUGUUCUAGGUCAGCAGUCUGUCACAUCAUAGACUCCUAUGUAAUGCUUGUCAAUCCAAACCAAAUCAAUUAAUAUUAUAUAUUCAAACCUUAUAAAUGUAUAAAAGAAACAAAUCUGUAAUUGAAUAAGAUAAAUGUAUGUAUACUGUAUAUGUAUACCUGGUAUUUAUUUUUAUUUGUCAUACUGAUGGUACACCAGAACUUUCAGUUGAUCAGUAUUCCCGGGCUGUAACCACCUGUUUUAUGUAGGCCAUCAUAAACCAAGUGUUAGAGCCCUGAAUGAUGUACCACACACAUGACAAAACAUCACUUUGUACUGAUUGUCUUGGUAACAGGUUUGUAAUGGCAUAAAGGCACCUUGGUUUGUAGUAUAUAGCCUAUAUCCACACUACUGAUCAAAAGUUUGGGGUCACCUAGAAAUCCUGCAUUUGUCCAUUAAAAUAACAUAAAAUUAAUCAGAAAUACAGUGUAGACAUUUCUAAUGUUGUAAAUGACUAUUUUAGCUCGAAAAUGCUGAUUUUAAAUGGAAUAUCUACACAGGUAUAAAGAAGUAUUCAGUUUAGCUGACUUCCCUGCAGUAAAUCUGCCUAAGCUACUAAAUUUGUACAUUUUCAGAAUCAUGGUUCAGAAAAACAUAAUAGAUCACUGAUUUAGAGCAUAACUGUAAAGGAAGUAUAGUUCUCUGUGGGCAAGGCCAGAUGAAAAGCCGUUGGGCAGCAGUGAUGUUUUAGAGUAGUAGUUCGGAGUAACUAUCAAAUUGUAAAUGUGGUUUUGUAGCCAAAACAAUACUAAAGGAUUCAGCAGUUCAAUAUGGUACUUGAUUACUCUUUGUAGAUUGUAAAUAGACAAGGACCUAAAUUAUGUACAAAAAAUGUAAUUUCAUUAAAUUGUUUUAUGUGGGUC
This is a messenger RNA of Esox lucius (northern pike), 4698 nucleotides long. It is a transcript of the gene bbs2, whose product is annotated as Bardet-Biedl syndrome 2. Gene Ontology annotation, biological process: non-motile cilium assembly. The coding region runs from base 142 to 2295 and encodes 717 amino acids. Gene Ontology annotation, cellular component: BBSome; membrane; motile cilium. NCBI's taxonomy places the organism in Eukaryota, Metazoa, Chordata, Actinopteri, Esociformes, Esocidae. The transcript has 18 exons. Gene Ontology annotation, molecular function: protein binding. The record is from RefSeq and is a predicted model, not a curated record.